This is a messenger RNA of Eruca vesicaria subsp. sativa (arugula), 1311 nucleotides long. Lineage: Eukaryota; Viridiplantae; Streptophyta; Magnoliopsida; Brassicales; Brassicaceae. The record is from the annotation of a GenBank genome assembly.
AUGGCUAAGAAGUUGCUUUUCCUUAUUGUACUGACUAUCUUGAGUCAAAAUCCAAAUUGUGGCUCUAUUGUCAAGUUUCUUCCUGGUUUUGAAGGUCCUCUUCCUUUCGAGCUUGAGACCGGGUAUAUUGGACUUGGUGAAGGAGAGCAAGUGCAAUUGUUUUACUACUUCAUCAAAUCUGAGAAGAGUCCAAAAGAAGAUCCUCUUCUUAUUUGGUUAACUGGAGGACCUGGCUGCUCUUCUAUCACUGGUCUUCUUUUUGAGAAUGGGCCUGUGACAUUUAAAGUUGAUGAGGGUUACAAUGGAGGUACACCCACCUUGCUUUCUACUACAUAUUCAUGGACAAAGGUUGCGAACAUAAUAUUCUUGGACCAGCCUGUUGGGAGUGGCUUCUCCUAUGCAACAACUCAACUUUUUGAUACACCUAGUGACUCGGAGGAAGCUAAGCGGAUCUAUGAAUUUAUUCGCAAGUGGUUAAGCAAGCAUAGGGAGUUUAUCUCGAAUCCUUUUUAUGUGAGUGGAGAUUCGUAUUCUGGUAAGAUUAUUCCGGCCACCGUUCAAGAAAUCUCCAAAGGUAUGUGUGGUUAUGUGCUAGGAAACCCUGUAACAGAUACUGAAUUUGAACAUAACCAACGUAUUCCAUUCGCACAUGGGAUGGCACUAAUCUCUGAUGAACUCUACGAGUCACUGAAAAGAAGUUGUCGAGGAAAUUAUGAUAAUAUAGAUCCACAUAACACAGAAUGUUUGAAACAUUUUAACGAAUUCUUAAAGUGUAUUUCUAGAAUUAACUUUGGUAAUAUUCUAAUACCACGGUGUGAUCCAGCCUUGUCCCCAUACAUUCUCCUUCCAAACACUUCGGCUCCGUCUACUGAUGAUGACUGCUACGAAUACACAGAUUUACUAUCUUCCCUCUGGGCCAAUGACGAGAGCGUAAAGGAAGCACUUCAUGUGGUAAAGGGAAGUAUAGACAAAUGGGUACGGUGUUCAUCAGGCAAGCCAUACGAUUCCGACAUCAAAAGCAGCGUACCAUACCAUAUGAAUAAUAGCAUCAAAGGAUACAGAUCUCUCAUAUUCAGUGGUGAUCAUGACUUAUUGGCGCCUUUCAUUUCAACGCAAGCUUGGAUAAGAUCUCUUAAUUAUUCCAUAGUUGAUAAGUGGAGGCCAUGGAUGAUACACAAUCAAGUUGCUGGAUACACUCAGACUUAUGCUAAUAAGAUGACAUAUGCUACUGGAGGUGGACAUACACCAGAAUAUAAACCAAAGGAAAGUUUUAUCAUGUUUCAGAGGUGGAUUAGUGGCCAACCUCUAUAA